CCGGUAGAUGAAGAUGUCGAAUACACCAGAGGCCGGCGACGGAGCUCCGGUAACUACAGGUGGAUUGUUCCCCGUCCUUCCUACUUCGCCGAAAUCCAUCUCAGCUAUUUCCAGUACUCCUCAAUGGCUCCGCAACGCCAGCUUCACGACGGAUCUCUCCGUCAUCAACGCCGGCGCUUCGACCGCUCCUUCCGUAUCCGUGGUCGACGAAGACGAAGAUGAAGAAGGAGAUCCUGAUGGGUAUACUUUUGAAGCUAAUCAGCCUAAGGUUUACAAUCUGGUUGAAGAAGAAGCGUCCUGGGAGUCUGAUGACGACAAGGGGAAGAGGAAGGGGGACAAAAAGAAGAAGCGGAAGAGUGGUGGUACUGCGCCUGAUGAAUCUCGUUCUAAGAAAUCAUCAGUUAGGGACUCUGAUGAAUACUAUUCGAAGCCUGUCAAGGAUUAUUACUUGGACACUCGUCCUGAUCCAGAUAAUCUGGUUUAUGGUUCCAUCUACAGGAUGAAUGUUCCUCGUUAUAAACUUGACAAUUCUCAAAGAGUUUCUGGGACAGGUUCUCUGAGGUUUUAUUUGCGGAAUCGGCGUAGUUCUAUGCUUGACACAGAGAUUGAUAUUGAUUCUUUGGAGGGAAGAGCUAAGUCUGAUACCCGAUAUUGGUAUGCAAAACAUGCUGCCAUGGAACGCAACAAGAAUUUCAAGCGGAUUCGUUUAUCUGCUUCAAGGGAAGCUGUGGAUUCCAACUUUGAUCAUUUCAUUCCACUGGAGGAAGGUGAGGCUGUUCAAGAAAGUGACGAGGAAGAUGUUCUAUCAAAGGACUCAACGAUGGGAGCAUCAUGGGAGGAUGACGUGCUGGAUAAAACGCGAGAGUUUAACAAAAUGACGAGGGAGCGUCCCCAUGAUGAAAAGGCAUGGCUAGCAUUUGCUAACUUUCAAGACAAGGUUUCAAGUAUGCAAUCUCAGAAAGGAGUUCGCCUGCAGACUUUAGAGAAGAAGAUUAGUAUACUUGAGAAGGCUUUUGAACUUAAUCCAGAUAGUGAAGAACUGUUGCUUGCACUUCUCAAGGCAUACCGAAGCAGAGACAACGCCGAUGCAUUAAUCAGCAGGUGGGAAAAGGCACUUAUGCAGAAUUCCGCUAGCUACAAGUUAUGGAGGGAGUUUUUAUGUGUUGUUCAAGGGGAGUUCUCCAGAUUCAAAGUUUCGGAAGUGAGGAAAAUGUACUCUUAUGCAAUCCAGGCUCUUUCUUCUGCUUGCAACAAGCGCCAUAGGCAGGUGGAUACAACAUCUGAACCAUUGGAUUCUGCUGCCAUCCAGCAGGAACUCGUUCUAGUCGAUAUGCUAGUUAGUCUCUGCAGGUUUGAAUGGCAGGCUGGUUACCAGGAGUUGGCCACAGCGUUAUUUCAAGCUGAACUGGAAUUUAGCAUCUUUUGUCCAUCUUUGUUGCUUACUGAACAAAGUAAAUUAAGACUGUUUGAGCACUUUUGGAGCAGUAAUGGUGCUCGAGUUGGAGAAGAAGGAGCUUUUGGAUGGUCACUGUGGCUGGAGAAAGAGGAGGAAAACAGGCAUAAGAUUCUGAAAGAAGAAUCCUCUGAUGACAAUGACGUAGGUGGUUGGACAGGUUGGACAGAACAGGUCUCAGGUAGAAAUGGAGAUAGUAUUGCUUCCGCUAACACUGUAGAGGUUGAUGUUGCUCGAGAGAGUCUGGAUGAGGAAAUGGAUGACGAAAAUAGCAAACCUGAAGAUGAUACUGAAGCUAUGCUAAAAUCAUUGGGCAUUAAUGUCAAUGCAGCGGCCAGUGAUGAGGUCAAAGAUACAUCAACUUGGGUUAAAUGGUUUGAAGAAGAGGUUUCUCGAGAUCUCAGUCAAUGGAUGCCUACUCGGAAAGCUGGUGAAUUCUCCAGUGUUGAUGAAAUGGGCGAGGGAGAAGAUGAAGAGCAACUUUCAAGUGUUGUACUAUAUGAAGAUAUAAAUGGAUAUCUAUUUUCCUUACGUUCAGAUGAGGCCCGACUAUCUCUGGUAUACCAGUUUAUUGAUUUCUUCGGUGCACAUAUUCCUCCAUGGACUUCUAGCAACAGUUUGUCGUGGAGUGAGAAAAUAAGUAGCCUUGAAACAUUGUCAGAUUCUAUGUUAGAAAACUUGAGAAGUGUACAUGAAUGUUUGUCGAAAUCAGAUAGCACCAACGGUUUCAGCUUGGGAUCUCUUUUAGGUGGCAGCUGCGACAUAUCUAUGCGGACUGAGAUGAUGAAGUUUCUCCGUAAUGCCAUCUUACUUUGUCUAAAUGUUUUUCCGCGAAACUACAUUCUGGAAGAAGCUGUCCUUGUUGCAGAAGAGCUUUUUGUAACAAAUAUGAAUACAUGUGACGCAGCAACUACUCCAUGCCAAGCUUUGGCCAAACGUCUCUUGAAAAGUGACCGGCAGGAUCUACUACUCUGUGGAGUUUAUGCACAGCGAGAAGCUGCUUCUGGAAAUAUGAAACAUGCAAGACGAGUCUUUGACAUGGCACUGACUUCUAUCUGUGGCCUCCCUAAGGAAUUACAGUAUAACGCUUCGUUGCUAUGUUUAUGGUAUGCUGAAUCAGAAAUAGCAAAUAGUAGCCUCAGAGCUAAGGAUACAGAAUCAUCAUCUCGUGCUAUGCACAUUUUGUGCUACCUGGGAAGUGGUCUAGCUUAUGUUCCUUAUACUUCCCAGUCUUCAAGCAUGCAAAUCCUUAGAGCACGCCAAGGGUUCAGAGAGAAGCUUAAGAAGAUACAAUCCGCAUGGUCUCAUGGUGUCACUGAUGAUCAAUCAGCAGCUCUUGUUAGUUCGGCAGCUCUAUUUGAGGAGUUAACAAAUGAUCUUUCUGCCGCUGUUGAGAUCCUAGAGCACAUGUUCAGUUCUGUUCUUCCAGGAAGAAAAAGUCAAAGCCAUCAACUCGAGCUCUUGUUCAAUUAUUAUGUGAGAAUGCUUCAGAGACACCAGGACGAUCUAACUUUGUCACAACUUUGGAAGCCCAUAUCAGAAGGACUGCAGCAGUAUCCUCUCAAUCCGGAGCUUUAUCGAGCUUUGGUGGACAUCUGUAAUCGCCGUAUGACAUCCCAUAGACUGAGAAUGAUGUUUGAUGACUACUCCCGCAAGAGUUCAUCUGCCGUUGUUUGGCUAUUUGCACUUUCUUAUGAGUUGAGUAAAGGAGGGUCCUCACACAGAAUCCGUGGAUUGUUUGAAAGGGCAUUUGCACAAGAUACACUAAAAAACUCGGUCAUUCUAUGGCGUUGCUACAUUGCAUAUGAGAUGGACAUCGCACACAAUCCAUCAGCAGCUAGAAGGAUAUACUUCAGAGCUAUAAAUGCAUGCCCAUGGUCGAAAAAACUAUGGCUGGAUGGGUUUAGGAAGCUGAGCUCAGUCCUUACGGUGAAAGAGAUGUCAGAUUUACAAGAAGUGAUGCGGGACAAGGAACUGAACAUUAGGACAGAUAUCUACGAGAUUCUUCUUAUGCAGGGAUGAGAGAUCGUUGAGAUGUAUAUAUUUAGUUAUGCUCUGUUCUGGUUAUUGAGAAUUUAUCAAAACUCUUCGUAUCAAUGUUCUUGUGUUGUAGCAGCAUCCAAUUAAUCAUUGUCAGCUUUGAUUGUUUACUCAUCUGCUCAAUGCCGUUGGCAAUAUCUAGUAGAAUUUUAUUAUGAUC
This is a messenger RNA of Capsella rubella, 3653 nucleotides long. RefSeq names its product protein NRDE2 homolog. Lineage: Eukaryota; Viridiplantae; Streptophyta; Magnoliopsida; Brassicales; Brassicaceae. Gene Ontology annotation, biological process: RNA processing; negative regulation of RNA catabolic process; regulatory ncRNA-mediated post-transcriptional gene silencing. The record is from RefSeq and is a predicted model, not a curated record. The transcript is spliced from 9 exons. The coding region runs from base 8 to 3475 and encodes 1155 amino acids. Gene Ontology annotation, molecular function: protein binding. Gene Ontology annotation, cellular component: catalytic step 2 spliceosome.